Messenger RNA from Scylla paramamosain (green mud crab), 2833 nucleotides. RefSeq lists its product as uncharacterized. The coding region runs from base 511 to 1182 and encodes 223 amino acids. Gene Ontology annotation, cellular component: septate junction; membrane. NCBI's taxonomy places the organism in Eukaryota, Metazoa, Arthropoda, Malacostraca, Decapoda, Portunidae. Gene Ontology annotation, biological process: regulation of tube size, open tracheal system; septate junction assembly. The record is from RefSeq and is a predicted model, not a curated record. The transcript has 4 exons.
UACAUGGGCCCUGGGCGAGGCUAGACAAGUAAGCUGUAUCCUCACCUGUGGAGCAGAGGUGCUCACUUACACCAAGCCUCACCUUAAACCCUCCUUUCAUACGUUAGGAACCGUCUAAGUGCUCCAGAACUACUCCACCAUUAGUGUGAUAUAUAAAGAACGUGCUGAGAUACGUGAAAACUGAAAGGGUGAGACGUAGGAGUGCGUGGAGUGAGUAGGUUUGACUCAUGGUGUGGAGAAGAAAGGAACACUGCGGCCUGAGUCGAUCAACUAAACACGCACCAUACAAGUGUCACGUCCUGCACAUGACACAGUGAGAGGAGCGACGCGAAUACCGUGAAAGGGGAAGGUUUCGGCGACGUGGCUUAUCACAUUCAUUCCAGCUCAUCUGUAAAUGUGAGGAAAGUUACGAAACUCAACUUUACGAGGGUCGGAAAGUAAAGUUUAUGGGCGUGUGCUAGUGCCUGUGUGAGUGACCGAGAAGUGAGUUGAGGGCGUGAAGCCUUGAACAUGGUGGUGCCUCCGAGGGAACGACGCACAACAGCAGGAUGGUGGGCUAUUGGCUUCCACAUCCUGGCCUUCCUCCUCAUUACCAUAGGCAUGUUCACUACGUACUGGCUUCAGGCGGAAAAGAAAGCCUACGGAACAGCCAUGGAUAGAAUAGGGUUGUGGACGCAGUGUUUCCGAAGUCUGACAGUAUCUGAUGACAUCUAUCGCACAACGUUCUUCGUGGGAUGCCGGUGGCUGUUCGACCCCUUCACCACCGGAUACGAGGAAGUGCAGAACAUGAUGCAAACCCCAUUCUUCGUGACAGUACAAGUAUUCUACACAUUCUGCUUCACACUCUCCUUGAUCGGCACAGCUCUCACAGGCAUCCUUGUGCUGUGUCCAGGUGAAGACUUUGAGCGGUCGGUCCUCAAGCUGGCCUACAUCGACCUCUUCAUCUCAUGGGUCUUUGGCUUCAUUGCUGUCAUUGUGUUUGGAGCAAUGGGAGACAACAGGGACUGGAUGCCACACUGGGAUCACAACCACCUCUCCUGGUCAUUUGGUUUGGCUGUGGUUGGGGUGGUGGCAGAGUUUGUGGCAGCAGUGCUUUACUGGGUGGAGUACCGCAUCCAGAAGCGCAAGGAAUCCUACCGCCAGAGCCACGGUGUCUUCACCCUCGAAGGAACAAAGUCUUAACUGAACUUUGCAAGAACUGUUCUUUCAUUUCCAGGAUGCAAGCAUUAGAUUUUGUCACUUGACUGUUACUUUAGUUUUAUCACUUUGAAGGAAUACCAGACUGACCAAAGGGUGAGAAAGUUAAAUGAAUAUGUGUGUAAAAGUUGUAUAUGUUUGGUAGGUGAAGUAACACCUAGUAACAUAAACUAUACAGGAAAAGUCUUUAUAAUAACAGCAUAUUCAGUCACAAAGUGAGUGUGUGUGAAUCCUAUUUUUUAAAGAUCUUUGACUGUGCUGGUAACAAGCAUAUUCUCCUGUAGUAUGCAGUGGCACCUGCCACUAAGAAAGAAUAGCAUCAUUAUUACAGGUCAGAAAGAUAGAAACAUGGUUGAUAAUGCAUUUUUAAUAGACUUGUGGGCCUGCAAGAUGUCUGCCAGCUCACGUAAAGACAGCUUGGAAAUCAAAUUUUUUUUGUGUAUUUUUUUGUAAGAUUAAUUUAAGGAUGUACAUAUUUGAACUAUUUUAUAAAUUAUUUUAACAGCAAAGAAAUUGACUAGAUUUGCUAUUUUGUUGAAAAUUUAAUAUUUUAAAUGAGCAGAAGUUGUAGGCUGAGGCCAAGUCAUUACAGUGACAUGGUGCUCCAGCUCUGUGUUUGUUGGAAAGCUUCACAAAAACAUCUGCAUUGUUUGUAAGAUAGUUCUAAAAUCAGUAUCGUAAUUCAUUCCUCUUCAAGAAUGUGGGACACAUUUCUACCUGUUUAGCUUUGUCUUGUUUAUGGAAGGACAUCAAACAAUUCCUAGUUACAUAAGGAAACAUUGCUGCACACAUUUGUUAACAAUAGUGCAAGGUUUACAAAUCUAGUGAUGCAGUGAAAUUCUGGCACAGUUUUCAUUGCAAUUUCCUGAUAAAGUAAAAACAUGAAUCUCUCAGGAUAGUCAUCUGUAGUUCUUAGACAAGUUCAUGUAAAUAUUUGCAGUCAUAACCUAUGUUUUGUAUGUUUUAUAAAGACUGACAAAGCCGUAGUAACUGUUCCGUCCUUGCCACUGUUUUCCGUCCACUGUGCUGUGACCAAUCUGGCAGUUGAUGAUAUGGUAAUAAUAUUUAUAGUAUUAACAAUAUUAAUAAGAAAAUCUUCGACCUCCAGUUCACAAGUCAUUGAGAAGGAUGUGUAAUAUAUACAAGGUUUCUAUUAACAUAUCUAGCCAAGUGCCACAUAAGAAUACUGAGUUCAUUAUGCCAACCCUUUUAGGAUGAAACAUUCGACCAAUAAUGAAAAUACUUGUGUAUAAAAGAUCAAAUUUCAACAUGUCAUUAACAACUGUCUGCUUUACAUGGUUACUGAGAUGUAUGUCAUUUUGAAAAGGGAAGAUGUCUUUUCUACUUGUAAUCUUUCUGGACCUGCAGUAAGAUAUGUUAAUACGUGCCUCUUAGAAGUGCUAAGAUGUGUACCACAUGAUUUAGAAUUCCACAUUGUUUGGAAUUAUUAUGGUUGAGAAUUCAUAUUUAUUAACAGUGUGUUCUGCUCAAGUUUUUCAAAACAGUGCCAACCUUUUUUUUUCAAAUGUGGUACAUGAUCAUAAGUGGAGGCAGGCAGCUCGAAAGUGUAAGGCUCGCAAGGCUGUGCUGGGCAUGUUUGAACUGAAGGAGUUUCUCAAUAAAGUGAGAGUUUUUU